UUGAAUACAUAGAUAUAUAUUAUUUUAAUUAUUAUCUAUUUUUUGCCUCAUUUUCACGUCCCUGCGUCAUGACGUCAGACGUAUGAAAGUGCGUAGUGACGCUCCUGAGUUUUCCCUCCUCGUUGACGAAGCUAAAUGUUUAGCUAAAGAUACUUUUAUCUUCGUACAUUUUGGACUCCAGAGCUCUAACAUUACGGGAGAAAGGUCCACAAACAACCGAACAUCCAUCACAUCGUUGUGAAAGACCACCUAUGCCGGCCUGCUAGCAGGACAAGAUGUUCAACAAGUCUUUUGGUACUCCCUUCGGGGGAGGGACGGGGGGCUUCGGCGCCGCUUCCACCUUCGGACAGCAAAACGCGGGUUUUGGGACGACGGGAGGCUUUGGGACGUCAGCGUUCGGGGCGGCCGCCAACACUGGAGGACUGUUCGGUCCCGCUCAGGCUAAACCUGCAGGUGGUCUUUUUGGAGCUAGCACCUUCAGCCAGCCUCCAGCCUCCUCCGCUGCCACAGGUUUCGGGUUCGGAGCAGCGGCCGCCGGCGGCACCGCCACGAGCCUGUUCGGAAACACCGCCACGGGAACCACCGGGGGACUCUUCUCUCAGCCGAGCAAUGCCUUCGGGGCCAGCAAACCCACCUCGUUCGGAAAAGUCUCCCUCCCAUCGUGUCCUCCAGGCUUCGGGACCAGCGCCGCCAGUGGAGGGCUGUUCGGGUCCACAGCCGCCGCCGCCUCCAAUCCCUUCGGAGGGAGCGCCGUGUCCUCUCUGUUCGGGGGGGCGGGCUUCACCGCCGCUCAGCAGCAGCAGCAGCCGGGAACCACCGUCAAGUUCAACCCUCCGACAGGAACUGACACGAUGGUGAAGGCCGGCGUGACGACGAGCAUCAACACCAAGCACCAGUGCAUCACGGCCAUGAAGGAGUACGAGAACAAAUCCCUGGAGGAGCUGCGUUUCGAGGACUACUCGGCGGGCAGGAAGGGACCCAGCAACCCGAUGGCAGCGCCGACGGGCGGUUUGUUCGGGACACCGGCCGCCGCCACGCCCAGCGCCGCCACCGGGCUGUUCGGAGCCGCCGCCGCCAACACAAACUUCUCCUUCGGACAGAACAAGAGCACCUUCGGGGCCACACCGGCUGCCGGGGGGUUCGGAGCGACGGCCGGCGGUCUGUUCGGGCAGCAGCAGGCGGCUCAGCAGCAGCAGCAACAGCAGCAGCAGCAGCAGCAGCAGCAGGCGCAGCAGGCGGCAGCGGCCAGUAGCCUCUUCAAACCCUUCGGAGCGACCACCACCACCCAGAGCUCCGGAUUCUCCUUCGGAAACACCAACACCAUGGGCCAGGCCAACACCAGCAGCAUCGGUCUCUUUGGGAACACGGCGGCUCCUCAGCCCACCGGCUUGUUCGGCGCCGCUCAGCCCAGCGCCGCGGCCACCGGCUUCGGGACGGCCACCGGACUCUUCGGACAAACCAACACCGGGUUCGGGAACGUCGGCACACAGCAGAGUUUAUUUGGUAAUAAGACGGCAGGGUUCGGGACCACCACCACCAGCGCUCCGUCCUUCGGCACUGGCACCGGGCUGUUCGGAAACAAACCAGCUCUCACACUGGGGGCGGGAACCAACACCUCCACCUUCGGGUUCGGUGCCAACCCGGCUGCUGGGGGUCUGUUUGGGAACAAACCGGCCACCGGAGGACUGGGAGCUGCUCUGGGAACCAGCUUCGGAGCAGCAGUGCCAGGACAGACCUCUCUGUUCGGGAACACUCAGGGUAAACUGGGCACCACUCUGGGAACGAUGGGAGCGUUCGGAGCGUCGGCGUUCAACACCGGAGCGACUUCGAUGGGCUUCGGAGCGCCACAGCAGGCCGUCGCGCUGACGGACCCCAGCGGCGCGGCGGCCCAGCAUGCAUUGCUGCAGCAGCAGCUCAGUGUUCUGGCGUAUUCUCCGUACGGAGAUUCUCCUCUGUUCAGAAACCCGCUGUCGGACCCCAAGAAGAAGGAGGAGCGUCUGAAACCGACCAAUCCCACGGCCCAGAAGGCUCUGACCACGCCCACUCACUACAAGCUCACCCCCCGUCCGGCGACACGCGUCCGGCCCAAAGCUUUGGGUUCUUCGGGGGCUUCAAAGUCUCAGCUGUUCGACGGGCUGGACGACGACGAGCCGUCGCUCACAAACGGGGCGUUCGUUCCCAGGAAGAGCAUCAAGAAGCUGGUCCUGAAGAACCUGAACAGCAGUCAGUACAGCAGCCCUCUGAGCAAGGAGAUCGACGACCUGGCCUCGCCCCCCGAGUACCCUCACAACGGGCACAGCAGUCAUGUGGAGGACGAGGAGGAGAUGGCGGGUCUCAGCAGUCGAACAGAAGAGGAUCCAGAAGUGUCUCAGUUCUACGUGAACCCGAUCUCUAAGCCGGUCGCUUUCAGCCCCCCCGCGGUGCUGCAGGACACCAUCAGCGAGCUCAACAUGCACAAAGCCGCGCGCAACGGCCUGGAGGUGAGCAGCGAUGACAUCUCAGCGUCUCUGUGUGAGGAGUCUCUGCAGGAGGAACAAGAGGAAGAGCAGCUGGAGCAGCAGCCUCCUCACCCUGCAGGCAUCGUUCUGAACCGCGUUGGUUACUACACCAUCCCCUCCAUGGAGGACCUGGCUGAGAUGGUGGAUGGAAACAGAGACUGCUUGGUGGAGAACUUCACCGUGGGAAGGAAAGGCUACGGCUCCAUCUUCUUCCCCGGAGAGGUGAACGCUUCGGGGCUGAACCUGGACGACAUCGUGCACUUCAGACGCAAAGAGGUCAUCGUUUACCCCGACGACAAGAACAAGCCCGCGGAGGGGGAGGGGCUUAACAGGAAGGCGGAGGUGACUCUGGACGGCGUCUGGCCCAACGAUAAGACGUCGUGCGCUCAGAUCCGCAGCCCGGAGCGUCUGGCGGAGAUGAACUACGAGGGCCGGCUGGAGAAGGCCUCGCGCAGGCAGGGGGCCCGCUUCCUGGAGUACAGGACGGAGACCGGCUCCUGGGUGUUCGAGGUCGCCCACUUCUCAAAGUACGGCCUGCAGGACUCUGACGAAGAGGAGGAAGUGCCGCUCAAAUCUGACCCCAAGAAGCUGAAGACGAUGUCACUUCCUGCCUCGCGUCUGCAGAAGCUGCUCCCCCCCGCCCAGCAGCAGGUAGAGCAGCCUGCCUUCAUCACUCACCAUCAUCAUCCUCAUCAUCACUGACCCAUCAAGCUUUAAAGGAGCAUUUCUUAUUUAUUUUUUUGCAUUUUAAGAAAAUAUUCAUCAAGUAUAACAAAAUGACCACAUCUACGUAUAUAGAUAGAUUAACUACAUAAAAGUUGACAAAUCCUUUUAUUUUGAAAAACAUCUUCACACUGCAGCUUUAAGGAGCCUUUCACUCGUAAUCUGCCGUGCUUUUAUUUUGAAAAACAUCUUCACACUGCAGCUUUAAAGGAGCCUUUCACUCGUAAUCUGCCGUGCUUUUAUUUUGAAAAACAUCUUCACACUGCAGCUUUAAGGAGCCUUUCACUCGUAAUCUGCCGUGCUUUUAUUUUGAAAAACAUCUUCACACUGCAGCUUUAAGGAGCCUUUCACUCGUAAUCUGCCGUGCUUUUAUUUUGAAAAACAUCUUCACACUGCAGCUUUAAAGGAGCCUUUCACUCGUAAUCUGCCGUGCUUUUAUUUUGAAAAACCUCUUCACACAGCAGUUUUAAA
This is a messenger RNA of Gymnodraco acuticeps, 3692 nucleotides long. It is a transcript of the gene nup98, whose product is annotated as nucleoporin 98 and 96 precursor. The coding region runs from base 276 to 3200 and encodes 974 amino acids. Gene Ontology annotation, cellular component: nuclear pore; nuclear pore cytoplasmic filaments. The record is from RefSeq and is a predicted model, not a curated record. Gene Ontology annotation, molecular function: structural constituent of nuclear pore. Lineage: Eukaryota; Metazoa; Chordata; Actinopteri; Perciformes; Bathydraconidae. Gene Ontology annotation, biological process: post-transcriptional tethering of RNA polymerase II gene DNA at nuclear periphery; protein import into nucleus; RNA export from nucleus. The transcript is spliced from 20 exons.